Lactuca virosa is the source of this 2712-nucleotide messenger RNA. Lineage: Eukaryota; Viridiplantae; Streptophyta; Magnoliopsida; Asterales; Asteraceae. The record is from the annotation of a GenBank genome assembly.
UGUUUUUCUUUUCUUUUUUGGAAACUAUAGGCUCGCCAAUCAAAGAACCGACGUCGUUUCCGCUAAUUACGCGCAACAUUAGACCGCCCCGCAAUCUUCUCCCUCUGUAUUUAUUAGUUCGUGUUUUAUGAGAGAGAAACGGAAGACAGAGCCGGUGAGUGUGUUUCAUUCGGAGUCCAGUUGUAGCGAUUAUUGACUACUCUCCGAAGUUGCUCAGAAAAAUCCCCCAAAUAACAAAUUAUAUGUUAACUACACAUCCCUGGUGUACUUUGUGUAUUUCUUUAUUACAGAGGGAAAGCAGAGUUUGGGUACUUUCUAGAUUUCAAUAUUUCUUUAUUACUGAGUGAAAAAAGAGUUGGGUAUCUCGGAAACCAGUGAAGAUUCGUUUUUGUUUUGAAUCUUUUUAAAUCUUGAUACAAAUACAAAGAAAGUAAAGAUUAAAGAUCGAUUUGGAAAGUGCAAAUCUUGAUUUCCUCAACCGUGCACUGCAUCUACAAGUAACUUUUUUUUUUAUAUAUGUUACUACUUAACUCCAAGAAAAGUGGGUGUCGCGCAUUUGGAUCAUCUGCUGUGCACACAGCCUGUUCGACUAAAAGUCCAUUAGAGAUCACUCAGAAAAAAAACACGAAUCUUGCAUUGUAAGAUUUCGGUUUGGAUUGGAGCCAAUGACGGCUGGUCUCAAGUAAUCAAAGACUUCUUUUCUGGGUAAAAGAAAAAGAAGAAGCAAGAAAGCGCUUUAUAUGCUGUAUGCGUUUUUUAUGUUAUGGGUAAUUGGAUGUUCGGUUGUAAAGAGCUCGAAUAAGGGUGUUAUUAGAGGGUAAUUUAAUUACAGGCGUACAAAUUGGGUAAACAAUUUGUGAAAAAUGUCGUCCGAGGUUGACAAAGAAGAAUCAAGAUCUUUGGCUUUGACUCCAACAUGGUCUGUGGCUACCGUGUUGACCAUCUUUGUUGUUGUUUCCUUGCUUGUAGAGAGAUCAAUUCAUCGUUUGAGCAACUGGUUGAGGAAAACAAAUCGCAAGCCAUUGCUUGCUGCCGUGGAGAAAAUGAAAGAAGAAUUGAUGCUUCUUGGCUUCAUAUCUCUCCUCCUUACAGCCACCUCUAGCAUAAUAUCGAAUAUUUGUAUCCCCUCAAAGUACUAUAAUAGUGCAUUUGCUCCAUGCACUAGGUCUGAUGUCGAUGAAGAAAUGGAGGGUAGUAAAAGGAAACUUUUGAUGAAUUUUGUUUAUCCUCAAAGGAGAGUAUUGAAUGUAUUGAAUCAGAACACCUGUCAAAAGGAUUAUGAGCCUUUUGUAUCAUAUGAAGGCCUUGAACAACUGCAUCGAUUUAUAUUUGUCAUGGCAAUUACUCAUGUGUCUUACAGCUGCUUAACAAUGCUUCUGGCUGUUGUGAAGAUCCAUAGUUGGAGGAGAUGGGAAGAUGAGGCUCAAGUGGACAGACAUGAUGUGCUAACUGAAAUAUCAAGAGAUGAGACAAUGCGAAGGCAGUCAACUAUGGUCAAAUUCCACUCAUCCAACCCUUUGCUUACAAAUGGUUUAGUUACUUGGAUGAUAUGUUUUUUUCGACAAUUUGGGCGUUCUGUUGUUCGUGCAGAUUACCUUACUCUACGUAAAGCCUUCAUCAUGAAUCACAACCUCACAUCAAAAUAUGAUUUUCACAGUUAUAUGAUUCGGUCCAUGGAAGAAGAAUUUCAGAGAAUAGUUGGAGUAAGUGGCCCACUCUGGGGAUUUGUGGUGGCCUUUAUGCUCUUUAACAUAAAAGGAUCGAAUCUUUAUUUUUGGAUUGCCAUUAUUCCUAUAACUCUUGUUUUGCUAGUGGGGACAAAACUGCAACAUGUUAUUGCUACUUUGGCACUUGAAAGUGCUGCAAAUACAGGGGGAUUCUUCUCUGAAAGAAGGUUAAAGCCUCGAGAUGAACUCUUUUGGUUUAAAAAGCCAGAACUUUUGCUCAAGUUAAUCCACUUUAUUCUUUUCCAGAACGCAUUUGAACUAGCUUCUUUCUUUUGGUUCUGGUGGCAAUUCGGUUAUAAUUCUUGUUUCAUCAAGAACCACAUGCUCGUGUACAUACGCCUGUUUUUAGGGUUUGUGGGCCAAUUCUUAUGCAGCUAUAGCACCCUACCACUCUAUGCCCUUGUUACCCAGAUGGGUACGAAUUACAAGGCAGCAUUAAUUCCACAAAGAAUAAGAGAUACAAUCCAUGGAUGGGGAAAGGAUGCAAGGAGAAGGAGAAGGCGGUUAGGCAUAUAUGGAGAUGAUUCAACGGUUCACACGGAUACAAGCACAGUCAUAUCUGUUGAGGAAUUAGAGCACCGUGAGCUGGAUAGCCCGCGGGCCCGCUUGCCACGUGGCGAGGGUCUGGAAAUUGAGUUACCGCCACGUGGCAAUUCCUCAUUUGCUGCUAAUGAAAACUCUAGUCGGGUUGGGACACCACUUCUUCGGCCUUGUGCCUCUGUGUCUUCUUCGGCUUCACCCAGCUUUGUUCCGGAAACUAUUACCAGAUCGGCUUCGUUGCCAGCUCAGAGGGAAUGAAGGUAAGAGAUUGAUAUUUUUUUUUAAUUUGUUAAUAUGUUGAGGUAGGUGAGUUGUGGUUAUUUAUAGGGGAGGGGAUGUGAUUACGUUAUGAUUUCUGAAAUUUAUAUGAUUGUAAAUGUAAACAUACAAUGAUACAGUCUUUUUUUUAUUACCAUACGAAAACACACAAGAUUGAAAAAAAAAA